CCCCGUUCUCUCAACUCAGGCCCACACACGGAGAGAGAGAGAGUGAAUCAUUAUCAGAUGGAUCGCAAUUUCUUCCUCGGCCUGUUACUCGUCCUCUUCAUCGCCGUCCGAUCAUCGGCGUCGACCUUCGACGACGAGAAUCCCAUUCGGACAGUCGUAUCGGACGCUUUUCGCGACUUCGAGUCCUCUGUGCUCGAAGUCGUCGGCCAGAGCCGUCGCGCUCUCGCCUUUGCUCGCUUCGCCCACAGGUAUGGGAAGAGGUAUGAGACGGCCGAAGAAACCAAACUGCGGUUCGGGAUUUUCUCAGAGAACUUGAAGCUCAUCAGAUCGCACAACAAAAAAGGCCUUUCCUACACUCUUGGAGUCAACGAAUUUGCUGAUUGGACCUGGGAAGAGUUUCGCAAACAUAGGUUAGGUGCUGCACAAAACUGUUCUGCCACAACGAAGGGCAAUCACAAGCUGACUGAUGAAGUCCUUCCUGAAACGAAAGACUGGAGAGAGACCGGAAUAGUCAGCCCAGUCAAGAAUCAAGGUCAUUGCGGAUCAUGCUGGACAUUCAGCACUACUGGCUCUCUAGAGGCAGCAUACAAGCAGUCAUUUGGAAAGGGAAUCUCUCUAUCCGAGCAGCAGCUUGUGGACUGUGCAGGUGCUUUUAAUAACUUUGGCUGCAAUGGUGGGUUGCCAUCCCAGGCCUUUGAGUACAUCAAAUACAAUGGGGGCCUUGACACUGAGGAAGCAUACCCUUACUCUGGAAAAGAUGGUGAAUGCAAAUUUUCUUCUGAAAAUGUUGGUGUCCAAGUUCUUGAUUCUGUCAACAUUACCCUGGGCGCUGAAGAUGAACUAAAACAUGCUGUAGCUUUUGUAAGGCCCGUAAGUGUUGCAUUUGAGGUUGUGAGUGGUUUCCGCUUAUACAAGAGUGGAGUUUACACCAGCAACAAAUGUGGCAGUUCUCCCAUGGACGUGAACCAUGCCGUGGUUGCUGUCGGGUAUGGAGUUGAAAAUGGCAUAUCGUAUUGGCUUAUUAAGAAUUCAUGGGGAGCAGACUGGGGUGACAAUGGCUACUUCAAAAUGGAGAUGGGCAAAAACAUGUGUGGUGUUGCAACUUGUGCAUCGUACCCCAUUGUUGCCUAGCUAAAGAAUGGAGCUCUUCUUACGUUGAAAGAUUUCUGGUAUAAAUCGUCUGGCUUUAUCUAGGAUAUAGUAGGUAAUCAUCCAUGUAUCAGAAGGGUCAGGUUACAGUGAUUGAAGUUCAGCUGGCUUGAUGUAGAAAAUAAGAACCUAGCAACUAUUCCUUGAACUGGUAAACUUUAUUGUAUACAGAUGACCCUCUUGUAAAAUUCCUAUGUGAAUGCUUUAUGCUGAAUAAAUUGUCAAUCCAACACUGGACCAGUGGGGUUCAUAAGUUUAUAUAUGGUGGAGAUCAAGCGUUUCAAUUA
This is a messenger RNA of Diospyros lotus (date-plum), 1436 nucleotides long. Its product is annotated as thiol protease aleurain-like. Gene Ontology annotation, molecular function: cysteine-type endopeptidase activity. Gene Ontology annotation, cellular component: lysosome. The transcript is spliced from 8 exons. Bases 58 to 1131 code for a protein of 357 amino acids. Gene Ontology annotation, biological process: immune response. NCBI's taxonomy places the organism in Eukaryota, Viridiplantae, Streptophyta, Magnoliopsida, Ericales, Ebenaceae. The record is from RefSeq and is a predicted model, not a curated record.